Molecule: messenger RNA, 1510 nt
Organism: Drosophila erecta
Lineage: Eukaryota; Metazoa; Arthropoda; Insecta; Diptera; Drosophilidae
Gene: JhI-26
Exons: 3
Coding region: 98-1417 (439 amino acids)
Source: RefSeq, a predicted model, not a curated record
ACAAAAUGAGCUUCUAGAACUUGUUCAUGCUCAUUCGUUAUCCAAAAGCGAAGCGGUUGGGAUCGUCAAUCAUUCAGUCAUCCGGUAUACAGACGGAAUGGAGAAAAUCGAGGCUGAGACGCAGUGGCUGAGAUACACGGUUCUUCCGAAGAUUCUCAGGAACGGACGUCUGGUGGAAAACUACAGCGACUCCAAGGUGGAGUCCUUCCAUGUGGGCGACAUCGACAUCGAUGUGAUCGGUCACUCGGAGGCCUUUAUGCUAACUUUUUGCUAUCGUACCACCAUCAACUUUGAAUACGACGGGGAAAAGUUCCAGCGUAAAAUGGUCGUUAAGAAAACACCUGCGAUGCCCCCAGACAUGUAUGCAUCCGUACAGUUUGGACCCCUUUUUGCCAACGAGAUCAAUUUCUACACGGAAAUACUGCCAGAGAUUCAGAAGUUGGCCGAUGGGAAGUUUGCCGCACCCAAGUACUAUUACAGUGAGUUGAAUGAGAAUUCGGCAGUGGUCAUUCUUGAGAAUUUCGCGGAGCAGGGAUGGCGGGUCACCAAGGAUCAGGUGGGUCUGAGUCUGCGGCACGCCAUGAUUGCCGUGAACUACCUGGGACGGUUCCAUGCCUUUACGUACGCCAUGAAGCACAAGAGUCCGGAGAAGUUUGCCCAGCUGGCUAGCAGUCUAAAGGAAUCACGCUAUGCCACCGAUAACAUUCAUGCGGAUUGGAAGGUCUCCUUGAGGGCGAGCAUCAAUCGGGCGGCCAAGGCGGUGGCCACCUAUCAGCCACAGAUCGACGAGCAGUUUGUGAAGAAGUUUGGCUUCCUGGUCUCGAAAUACACGCAAUACGGGAGGCAACGGGUGGCGCCCAGGGAGCCACUGGCCACUCUGUGCCACGGCGAUUAUUUGAGGAAUAAUGUGGCCUACAGGUACGAUGACAAGGAGGAGCCGCAGGAGAUCAUGAUGUUCGACUACCAGACCCUGCGUAUCUCCUCUCCCAUGGUCGAUCUCGCCGUCUUCCUGGCCGUGUCCAUUUAUGCCGAGGUGCGUGAUCCACACUUCGAGGCCAUCUUCAGUGAAUACACCUUGGCGCUUCAUAAUAGCUAUAGGGAGCGCACUAAGGAGGAGGUUCCGGAUUUCCUCAGUCGCGGUGAGCUUCUAAAGGAGUACGUGCGCUUCCUGCCGUACAGCGUGUCCAUAACCUCCUUUUUCCUCAUGACUUUGGUGGAGCCCUUGGGCAUCUCGCCGGAGGAGAUGUUUGCCUUGCAGCAGACUGAUGAGGAGAUCACCGAACGUGCCAUGGUUCAGGGUGGUGAGGUAGUGGAUAAGGAGAUUGCCCACCAGGUGAAGGAAAUGCUGGAGCUGAGCCAAGCGACAGGAGUCUCCAUUGAUGACGGCAUUGAUGUGGACAAGUUGGCAAAGGAGUAAUUAUUCGAAAUGGAUUAUUCAACCGUGGAUAUAAAAGUAAUCAGACAUUUCAGGUAGAUAACGGUAGAUAAUAAAAUAGAUAUGGUAAAAUGA